GAAAUUUCAAAUUAGUUCAAAUUACUCUUUGUGAGCUGCAGUGUAAGAGUGUAACCUACGUAUUGUUUUUCUACCUCUAUGACUGUGAAAAGCAUUUUCUGUUUUCUUCAUUCAUUAUUUUUUAUUAAACAAUGGAAGACAUCAAUUUCCACUAAGACGAAAUCCUGAGUUUGUGUUACCUAGACAAAGGGAAAUUAUACUUAAUGCAUACAAGAACCAACUUACUCAAAACCCUAAUGCUACAAUGAAUCAUGUUAAAAAAUCAUUAUCAAGAGAACUUGGAAUUAGAGAGUCAACUAUAUGUAAAACAAUCUUAGACUAUAAAUGGUCCAAAACAGUUUCGUCUCCUGAUUGAACCAAAAACUUUAUAACUGUCAAAUAUGAGGUGGAUGAUAAUGAUAAAUGUGCUAUACAACAGAAGGUACAUCAAUUUUGGUUUGAUCAUAAGUUACCGACGUUUAAAGAAAUAUUCCAAGUUGUUAAAAAAGAUGAGAACUUAUACUAUAUCUCUCAUACCUCACUAGGUAGAUUAUUAAAAUCUAUGAACUUUAGGGGUGUGGAACAAGGUUGUAAUAGAAUUAUGAUAGAGAAACCUAAAAUUGUUGUUAAGCGGAGGAAAUAUAUAAGAGAAAUACGACGAUUUCGAGAAGAGGGUCGCCAAAUAUACUAUUUGGGCAAGACUAAGAUCGGUGCUGGUGACGUUCCAAAUAGAUUUGGGUGCGAUAAACCAAAUUGGAAGGGGAAACUUCUAAUUGUUUGCCAUUUAGGUUCUGAAGAUGGAUUUGUCACUGACGGUCUGUUGUGCUUAGAGUCUAAGAAAAAACUAAAGGCUAUAAGGAUAAAAAGGGUAAAAUGUAUGGUAAAUGUUUUCGUGAAUGGUUUGAAAAUGUUUUACCUAGACUCAAACACAAUGCAGUUAUUGUCAUGGACAACACUCUUUAUCGGUCCAUGCAAAAGGACAAAUACUCAACAAAAAAUACAACGAAAGCUGAUAUUAUUAAUUGGUUUGAAAGUAAAGGAGACAUUGUAGAUACUUCUAUGGUUACUGAAGAGCUAUUUCAAAUUGUCAAUACACUGAAGCCAAUUUACGAAAAAUAUGCAGAUGAAACAGUCAAGACACAUAAUAUACAUAUACUUAGUUUACCACCAUAUCAUCGCGAGCUCAAUCCAAUUGAGCUUAUAUGGUCUGCCAUAAAAAAUUUUGUCAGAAUGGAUAAUUCAACUUUAAAGAUUCGUGAUGUCAAACGACUAUCAAUUGAAGGCGUCCAAAGAGUAAAUUCGGACUUGUGGAAAAAUUGUAUCGAAUAUGCAGUUGGCGAGGAAGAAAAAUUAUGGAACAUGGACUUCAUGAUUGAUGAGUUUAUGACCGAUGAGAACCAUGUAUUUUGAAUGUGAACUCCGAUGAAUUGAACUUGGAUGACAACGCCUGACCUCUUUUGGGCAUGUAAAUUAAUUUGUAAACGUAUGUUAUGUUGCUUAUGACUAUGUUAAUUAUAUUAGUAUUAUU
Messenger RNA from Myzus persicae (green peach aphid), 1507 nucleotides. RefSeq lists its product as uncharacterized. The record is from RefSeq and is a predicted model, not a curated record. Gene Ontology annotation, molecular function: nucleic acid binding. The transcript has 2 exons. Bases 853 to 1389 code for a protein of 178 amino acids. NCBI's taxonomy places the organism in Eukaryota, Metazoa, Arthropoda, Insecta, Hemiptera, Aphididae.